This is a messenger RNA of Setaria italica (foxtail millet), 1119 nucleotides long. Its product is annotated as E3 ubiquitin-protein ligase EL5. The coding region runs from base 409 to 933 and encodes 174 amino acids. The record is from RefSeq and is a predicted model, not a curated record. The transcript has a single exon. Lineage: Eukaryota; Viridiplantae; Streptophyta; Magnoliopsida; Poales; Poaceae.
AAAAAAAACUAGCUGCGCCAUAAGUUUUCUUCCUUGUACCUAUCAGGAACUCGCAGGUAGCAUACAAAACUUAUAACUGUACCAGUGGCAGUGUCCUUAUGAUGUCAAAUAAACAAUUAUCUCAAAGAAAAAACUAGCUGCGCUAUAUGUUUUCUUCCUUGUACCUAUCAGUAACUCGCCGGUUGCAUACAAACCUAUAAUUCUACCGUGCUGCUGCUGCUGAUGGUGUAAGGUCGUCUCCUCCACUUUGGUUUCUCCUAACACUUGGACACUAUAUCUUGGUGUCUCCAUAUCCAAAGCAAGAAAAAUUCCACAUCAUCCAUGAAGACUUGCAAGCCUAGCCUGCCAGGUGCCAGGGCAGCUCCUCCAUAGCCUGUCGACAACAUCACUGUAGACUAGCAGCAUAGGAUGACCAGCCCAACCGAGAUCCUCUCCGUGGCGCUGCUCAUCACGGGCGUCUCCCUGAUGCUCGCCGUCCACAUCCUCGUGGUCUUCUGGGCCCUGCGGCGGGGGCUCGGCUCCCGCGGCACGUCCCACACCGACGAGGAACGCGCGGCGGACGGCUGCGGCGGCAGAGGGGGACUGUCGGCCGGCGAGCUCGGCGCGCUGCCGUGCUACGACUUCAAGGCCGCCGCAGCCGACGGCGGCGGCGCCGGUACCGGGAGCGGGGACUGCGCGGUGUGCCUCGAGGCGUUCGAGCCCGGCGAUCGGUGCCGGCGGCUGCCGCGAUGCGAGCACAGCUUCCACGCCGAGUGCGUGGAUUCGUGGCUGAGGAAGAGCAGCGCGUGCCCCGUGUGCCGCGCCGACGUGGUGGACCGGCCGCCGAAGGGCGAGGGAAAGGCGGCGGCGGCGGGAGAGGCCGGGGUGCCAGGGGCUCUGGAGAUGGCGGAGCGGAGGAGCCCGGUCGCAUGGGGGGUCGUCGCUGAAAGAUAGCCAAAGGUAUGGCCAGACCGCCGGAGCGGCGGAGCCUCAAGCCGGCUUACAUAGGGGUGUUAGUAUUGCAUACACAAGAUUUGUGUUGUUUUGUGCAAGCUUGUACAUAUAUAUAACCGUGCUAUUUGGACUGUGAAAUUCCAUGAUCCAAAAGAAUAAGUUCAUCCGUGAAUUCAUAUUUCAUUA